Messenger RNA from Olea europaea var. sylvestris, 522 nucleotides. RefSeq names its product histone H4. NCBI's taxonomy places the organism in Eukaryota, Viridiplantae, Streptophyta, Magnoliopsida, Lamiales, Oleaceae. The coding region runs from base 77 to 388 and encodes 103 amino acids. The transcript has a single exon. Gene Ontology annotation, biological process: nucleosome assembly. Gene Ontology annotation, cellular component: nucleosome. The record is from RefSeq and is a predicted model, not a curated record. Gene Ontology annotation, molecular function: structural constituent of chromatin; protein heterodimerization activity; DNA binding.
AAUCAGCCCACCAUCGCAUUACCUUUAUAGCUAAUUCUAAGAUUUGAAUUUUCUACGUUCUUCGGAUACCAGAAAAAUGUCAGGUCGGGGCAAGGGCGGCAAGGGUCUGGGAAAGGGUGGCGCAAAGCGGCAUCGUAAGGUGCUGAGGGAUAAUAUCCAGGGUAUAACUAAGCCGGCCAUCCGCCGUUUGGCUCGAAGGGGUGGCGUCAAGCGUAUAAGUGGUCUAAUCUACGAGGAAACUCGAGGUGUUCUCAAGAUCUUCCUUGAAAAUGUCAUUAGGGACGCUGUUACCUACACAGAGCAUGCCCGUCGGAAGACUGUUACUGCUAUGGAUGUUGUGUACGCGUUGAAGAGGCAGGGCCGUACCUUGUAUGGUUUUGGCGGUUAAUAGUUGCUAUCGGGUUCUAGGGUUAGGGUUUGGCGAUUGUAAAUGGGGGUUUUCCUUGGGAUCUCUGGGAUUUCAAUUAGUGUUGUUUUUUCAUCAGAUCUUAAAUUAAUGAAAAUCUCUUUUCAUUUACGCCA